Cynara cardunculus var. scolymus (artichoke) is the source of this 1513-nucleotide messenger RNA. RefSeq names its product probable DNA-3-methyladenine glycosylase 2. NCBI's taxonomy places the organism in Eukaryota, Viridiplantae, Streptophyta, Magnoliopsida, Asterales, Asteraceae. Gene Ontology annotation, cellular component: nucleus; protein-DNA complex. The coding region runs from base 130 to 1299 and encodes 389 amino acids. The transcript has 2 exons. Gene Ontology annotation, molecular function: DNA-3-methyladenine glycosylase activity; DNA-7-methylguanine glycosylase activity; alkylated DNA binding. Gene Ontology annotation, biological process: DNA alkylation repair; base-excision repair, AP site formation; base-excision repair. The record is from RefSeq and is a predicted model, not a curated record.
CUACCAGCACUCACUACCAUCGCCUCCUUUCCUUCCUUCAACCACCACCACCGCCGCCGCCGCCGCCGUCCUCCUCAGCCCAUCAACACCGUCGUAUACCCGACUCCCAAUUGCAGCACUCAUCCUUUCAUGGCUGAACCAACAGAAGAACUCAGACCCAAACCUCCCUCAUUCCGAUCACCCCCUCUUUCUCAACCAUCACCAUCGCCACCGCCGCCGUCGCCGUCUCCACUGCCAUCGACCGACGACCCAUCUUCUAAUUCCGAUCGCUCCCGAAUUCCCCAAACAAACCCUUCCAAAAUCCCUAUUCGUCCUCAGAAAAUCCGAAAACUUUCCUCAUUCGCAUCUGUUGAUUCUGCAACAACCCUCCCAGAAGAAAUUAAACSUCAAUCAACAAUCGCUGAAGCCGACGCAUCCAAAGCCAUCAUCCUUUCAACCACCACAACCACCGUCGUAACAAAAAACCGUCGUCGAAACCCUUCACAAUCCGCCAAAGAUUUGCCCAAAGUAAUAAAACCCUUAUCCGCCCCCGGCGAGAUCGCCGUCGCUCUCCAACACCUCCGAUCCCAUGACCCACUCAUCGCCAACUUAAUCGAUAACCAUCCACCACCGACAUUCGACACACACCAAUCCCCCUUUUUAGCCCUAUCUAAAAGCAUUCUCUAUCAACAACUCGCGUACAAAGCCGGCACAUCGAUCUACACCCGUUUCGUCGCCCUAUGCGGCGGCGAAGAUGCCGUCGUCCCUGAAACCGUCCUCUCUCUCACAUCCCAACAGCUUAAACAAAUCGGAGUUUCUGGGCGUAAGGCAAGUUACCUCUAUGACCUAGCUAACAAGUAUAAAAAUGGCAUCCUUUCAGAUGAAUCAAUCGUUAAAAUGGAUGAUAGAUCUCUUUUCACUAUGCUUUCAAUGGUGAAAGGGAUUGGAUCAUGGUCUGUUCAUAUGUUUAUGAUCUUUUCACUUCAUAGACCAGAUGUUUUACCCGUUAGUGAUUUGGGGGUUAGAAAAGGAGUCCAGCUUCUGUAUUCAUUAGAUGAAUUGCCUAGACCUUCACACAUGGAACAGUUGUGUGUGAAAUGGAGGCCGUUUAGGUCGGUGGGGGCGUGGUAUAUGUGGCGGUUUGUGGAAGGGAAGGGUGCUCAGGCGGCCGGAGCCUCUGCGGUUGCUUUAGAGAGCAAUAGUUUUCCGGGUCAGCAGCAAAUGGGGCAGUCUGAACAGGCACAGCAGCAACAUCAAUUGCAGCUUCUUGAACCGAUUACUAACAUCGGGAAUCUCGGGGCGUGCAUUUGGGGGCAAUGACACGAAGAUCGAAGAGAACGGAUUUCGGAUUUGGUAUUGUAAAUUGAAUGAUUACAUACGAUAAUAAUUAACGAGAUUGAGGGUUCUGAAGUGAAGUAGAUAAACCCCAUUUCUCUAACGUUUUAAUUUGUUAGUUUUUAGUGUUUGUUUUUUGCUUUUGUUCUUGGGAGUGUACAAGAUUUAUAUUAUAGCAUGAGUUGUUGAUAUGUGGUGA